AUGAAAACUUGCAACUGUUUGUCAUUUCUAAUUUGGACUUGUAUGAUUCAUGAGAUCCCUACUUUACUAUCACCGAAAAGGACUAGCAUGUAUUUGCAAGCUGAAAGGAUAAUGGGGCUAUCUAAGGAUCAGGGAAAAGCCAUGCAUCGGACAAAGCGUGGAUGGAUGUGGAAUCAAUUUUUUUUAUUGGAGGAAUAUACUGGUCCAGAUACUCAGUAUGUGGGCAAGCUACACACUGACCAAGACAAAGGAGAUGGAAAUUUAAAAUACAUAUUAACAGGAGAUGGAGCUGGCAGUCUAUUCAUUAUAGAUGAAAACACAGGAGAUAUUCAUGCAGCAAAAAGGCUGGACAGAGAAGAAAAGUCCCUGUAUGUGCUACGUGCCAAGGCUAUAGAUCGAAAUACUGGAAGACAGGUGGAACCAGAAUCGGAAUUUAUCAUUAAAAUCCAUGAUAUCAAUGACAAUGAACCCAAAUUUACCAAGGAUAUUUAUAUAGCCAAUGUUCCUGAAAAGUCUGGAGUUGGCACUUCUGUCAUCCAAGUGACAGCCACAGAUGCUGACGACGCUAACUAUGGCAACAGUGCCAAAAUUGUAUAUAGCAUCCUCCAGGGUCAGCCAUAUUUCUCAGUGGAUCCAGAAACAGGUAUAAUCAAGACUGCUUUGCCAGAUAUGAGCAGAGAAAAUCGAGAGCAGUACCAAGUGGUCAUCCAAGCCAAGGAUAUGGGGGGCCAAAUGGGCGGAUUAUCAGGAACCACCAUGGUGAACAUCACCCUGACUGAUGUCAAUGACAAUCCACCUCGAUUUCCUCAGAGCACAUAUCAGUUCAGCUCUCUAGAGUCUGCACCACUUGGGACUUCGCUUGGCAGAAUAAAAGCCAAUGACCCCGAUGUGGGUGAAAAUGCUGCAAUUGAGUAUAGCAUUGCUGCUGGCGAUGGAUCUGAUAUGUUUGAUAUCAUCACUGACAAGGACACACAAGAAGGGAUUUUAACAGUCAAAAAGCAAUUAGAUUUUGAAAAGAAGAAUCUAUAUAACCUAAAAGUAGAAGCUACUAACACUCAUCCUGACCCACGAUUUUUCUACCUGGGACCAUUUAAGGAUUCAGCUUUGGUCAAAGUGUAUGUGGAAGAUGUAGAUGAACCACCUGUUUUUAAUAUACCAUCUAAUUUAAUAGAAGUAGAUGAAGAUGUCAGGGAAGGAAGUAUCAUUGGGCAAGUGAUAGCACAGGAUCCAGAUGCCACAAGGAACCUAAUCAAGUAA
Python bivittatus (Burmese python) is the source of this 1257-nucleotide messenger RNA. Lineage: Eukaryota; Metazoa; Chordata; Lepidosauria; Squamata; Pythonidae. The record is from RefSeq and is a predicted model, not a curated record.